UUAUUUUAUUUAUUUUUUGGGAUUUGAAGAGAAAAAGAGAGAUUCUAACCCCAAAGGAAAAAAGAAAACACAAUGUUUUGUUUGUAAGCGGCAAUUCGAAGCAGAUUCUCUUCUUCUUCUUCUUCUUCUUCAUUUUACCAAUUCUUCUCUGCAAUUCUAGUUUACUAUCUUCACUGCUUUUCAAUGGCGCUAUAGUUUCUGUGUUUGCGUUCAAGUUCUAAAUUUAGUUCAGUUUAGAAGAGUCACUUUGUCAAAGCCUGUGAAAAUCUUCUCUCUUAUCAGAUUCUUGGAGAAACUUAUGUUGAAAUUGGAGAAUUGUUUUCUCCAGGAUGAGAAGCAUGUUUUUCUGGAGGAACAGUCGCAAUUUUAUAGAGUAUUAUAACACUUUACAGUUCGAUUACUGAAAAGGUUAAGUGAAUCUGCCUUUUAGAUCUUCAUAUCGACGGCAUAAAUUCUCUGAUUAGCAAGCUUUUGUAGGAAUUCAGGUUCUGAGCGCUUCAUUUCUGGAAAAACUCUCGAUAUCCGUAGUCAAUUUUAGGGUGAAUUACUGAGAAUUGAACUUCUUUGAGAGGUUUGAAUUCGUAAUCCAUCAAGAGAAGAAGGCCGAGGGAUUCGCGUUUAACCGUUUGGAAAGCUUGAUUGUAAUUGGCUAUGGAGCUUCCUCAGCCUUCCCGUCCCCUCGGAACCGAAGGACGGAAACCAACGCAUGACUUCCUAUCACUCUAUAGUCAUUCAACUGCCGACCAACAAGAUCUAUCUCAGUCCUUUCAAGGAGGUUUUCUUACAACGCAUGAUUUUCUCCAGCCGUUGGAACGGAUUGAGAAGACUUGUGCCAAGAAAGAGCAAACAAUGAAUGUGUCCACUGUCGAACGAGCAGCGCCAUCCUUGGCAACUCUAGCACGUAAUUCUCCUGUCGAGCGUCUUUUACCAGGUGGAAUUGGGAGUUGCAUUAUUGGCCACAUUUCUUAUUUCAACCAUAGGGUUCCAAAGACAGAAGGCUCGGUAUUUCCAGUCCCUCAGGCGAGCAAUACUGACAAAAGUGACGACAACUCCCGCUGUAGCUCUUUGUCUGCAAGUGGUUUCAAGUUGUGGGAAGAAUCUGCUGUUAAAAAGGGAAAGACAAGGAAGGAGAAUUUGAGUGAAAAUCCGGGUCUAAGAGAACCACCGGCAAAGAUGGAACAGUGGGCCGUUUCAACAGAGCGGCCAAUACAAUCAUCAUGCAGCAGCUUCAGCUCUCUCUCGUCCUCUCAGCCUUCAGGCCAGCAGAAACGGAGCUUCGGUGAGAUGUUGAAGUCCGCAGCCAAUGUUUCCUCUAAGGAAGAGGAACUAGACGAUGGCAAAGCAUUUGUUAUUAAGAAGGAAUCAUCGCCAUCCACUGCCUACAGAGGUGACUUGAGGAUAAACGUCGGUGGAAAAUGCUCUGAUCAGAAGGCUAACACGCCGAGAUCCAAACAUUCUGCAACAGAACAGCGUCGAAGGAGCAAAAUUAAUGAUAGGCAAGAUUUCACAGAUAUAUUUACAUGCAGGUUUCAGAAGCUGAGAGAACUUCUUCCCUGUAGUGAUCAGAAGAGAGACAAAGCAUCAUUUUUGUUAGAGGUUAUCGAGUACAUUCAAUUUUUACAAGAAAAGGUUCGCAAAUAUGAAAGCUCACCACCGCAAGGAUGGUACGAUGAACCAGCGAAAUUACUCCCCUGUAGAAACAAUUGUAAUCCAGCACGACGUUACAUCGAUCAAUCUCAAGUUGCCAAGAGCGGCCCUGUGUUUAUAUUUGCUGGGUCUGACCAGAAAAAUACGUCUCACUUCCCUGCAUUUCUUCCAAGGUGCUCGCACAACCCAGUCGAAUCUAAUACUUCCACCACCUUCGGAGAAGCGGAUCAUCAUCUUGGAUCAACAAACAAAGCAACAUCUUAUCCAAUGUUGGACCCACGCUAUUUCAUACCUGUCACAAGUGAAGGUGAAAAAACUAAAAUCUAUUCUCAAGUGGCACAUAGUGCAGACAGAAAACCAUAUAAAAUGCAACGACUAUUAUGUGAGACGAGAGCAUGUACUACCGAUAUUGCUGCUGUUGAUAAUAAGCUGAAAGAACCUGAGCAGAGCAUUGAAGGUGGUAGAAUUAGCAUCUCAAGUGCAUAUUCUCAAGAGUUGUUAAAAAUUCUCACACAAGCGCUACAGAGUUCUGGAGUGGAUAUGUCACAGGCCAGUAUCGCUGUACAAAUAGAACUUGGAAAGAGGACAAAUUGUAGAGAUACUGCCGCAAAUCCUGCUAUUGUGGAUGAUUCAGCUCGCCCAAGUGAGAGAGCGGUCGUCGGUACCAGAGUUGCAGCUGCAGAAGAGGACAUGGAGCAGGCAUUCAGAAAGAAGCAAAAUACUUGAAAGAGAUGGUAUAACAAAGUAAUUCUCCCGUCAAUUCAAUUAAUUAUCACUUCAUUUUUACGUUCCAUUUCUUCCAUGAAGGGUUUAUGGCCUUUCAAUUAUUUGGGAAAUGCAUCUGACCCAGAUUGAUUGUACAUUAGGAUAUAGUUCAUCUUCUAGUUGUGAUUUUUUGGGCACCCCCCAUUUUAAUAUGGUGAAGCUGCUUUAGAAGUUAAGCUUCCCUCCAUAUUUAGAGGCUGUUUUAGAUAUAAAGGCUUUUGUUUGAUGUAAA
Molecule: messenger RNA, 2644 nt
Organism: Cucurbita pepo subsp. pepo (vegetable marrow)
Lineage: Eukaryota; Viridiplantae; Streptophyta; Magnoliopsida; Cucurbitales; Cucurbitaceae
Source: RefSeq, a predicted model, not a curated record